AUGAUUGAAAUAGGAGGAAAAUUAGAUAGUAUUAACAUUAAAUCAGAAAGUGACAAUGAUAAUUAUGUUUUUAGUAGGGAUAAUAAAUUUAAUAAAAAUAAUGCCAAUAAUAGAAAUAAUAAUAAGAAUUUAAACAUCCAAAGUACUUCUAAUAAGAAUGAGAUUAAUAGUAACUAUAAUAGACCUAAUUAUUAUUCGAGGCAAAAUUUUGACAGUAGGAAUAGAAAUUAUGGUGAUAACAAUUUUAGUAAUAUUAACGACAACAGGAAUAGGAAUUUUAGUAACGUUAGAAACAAUAACAAUUAUAAUAAUAACUAUAGAAGUAAUCAGUAUAAUGAUAGUAACUAUCAAAAUGGCAAUUAUCGGUAUAACAAUAGCAACAGAAACUUUCAUAAUAAUAAUCAUCAAUCUUAUAACAACAACUAUGAGGCGUCCAGUUUAUCUGGCUUUAAACGAGUCCUUCUCUCCUCAAAGGCCCUACCAGCAGCUGAAAACGCCCUUUCACUGCUAGCCGACGAAGCAGGGAUAGCCAGGAAUUUAAGAGCUAAAAUACUUAAAUUUGGAAACUCAUAA
Molecule: messenger RNA, 573 nt
Organism: Gordionus sp. m RMFG-2023
Lineage: Eukaryota; Metazoa; Nematomorpha; Gordioida; Chordodea; Parachordodidae
Product: probable serine/threonine-protein kinase clkA
Exons: 2
Coding region: 1-573 (190 amino acids)
Source: RefSeq, a predicted model, not a curated record